UUAAUUGCCAUUGACUAUUCAGAUUCUUUAGCUAACGUGUCAUAUCUAUAUUGGUUAUUGUCGUGUACUUCUGUCACAGACAGUCACUCUACCAUUCCAGGACUUAAAUUAAUUUUCCUAUUCUUCUCUGCUACAUGGAGUAAAAAAAAUUAAAGCUUUGAGAUUUCUUUCCUUAUCGAUUUUUUUCUCUCUGCGAAUUGUUCGUUGUUUUCUUCUGCCACCUGAUUCUCAUCUUCUUUGUUCUGGAAGAAUCUGGGUUUUGUUUCGGAGUUUUCGAGGUUCUAGUUGUGGUUUCUAGGAUUAGGAUCAGAAGCCCUUUCUAGUAAACUUCAUGGUAGCUGCAAUUUGUUGAAGUAUUCACAGCUUUGUUCUGUUGGAAGCUCUAUGUGUUUCCUUCUCUGAUUGAAACGCAGAGAGAAUGAUUUUACCAAAGCAGUAUCGUUGCACACACUCCCCGAGCUGCCAAUGCACGAAAGGCCAUUUAAACGAAGACGUGUUGUUAUUAGUGUUCCAGCAUUUGAAUUGGAAUCCGAAAUUAGUUGCAACAUUUUCCUGUGUAUGCAGAUGGUUUGAUGAUUUCGCCAAACGGGUACUAUGGAAAGAGUUUUGCAAGACUCGUGCCCCAAAAAUGAUGCUUGAUUUGCAAUCUAGCGGUAGUCACUGCAUUGACGGUAACUGGCGAGCCCUUGGGAAGCUACUUAUCUACUGCUCAGGAUGUACACAAGGUGGUCUUUUCAAUAGCUCUGUUCAAAUCCCAGGCCACUUUGUUUAUAGAACCCGGUUCUCAAGAACCUUAGGAAAAAGCCUCCUUCCACCUCAGUGUAGAACCGAUGUACUCUAUGUUUGCGAUCCAUGUGAGCAUCUUGACCAAGGAGAAGAAGGGGACGUGGGUUUGUUCCGUGGGAUUUUCAAGUCAUUCCCAACAUCUAAAGUCCGGAAAGUGAUCAUUAACAAGGCAGUUCCUUUUCAUCCAUCCGAGGUUUGCCCGUAUUGUAAAGCUAGGCUAUGGAGCAUGCUACAAGCGAAGAUAAUACCUCAGAGUGCCUGCAUUCGUUUGGAAGCUUAUGAAGACUGCAUUGAGUAUUUUGUUUGCCUUAACGGACAUUUGCUCGGUAUCUGCACUCUCGCGCCUUUGUCUGAUUCGGAGGAUGCUAUUCCAAGCGAAGAUAGCAAUCACAUAGAGAAGAAACAAGACAAUUUCCUUCCUAAAGAGAACAUAUUGAAAAGGAGAAAUUCUUUGUUGGGUGGAAGUGAAAAUGGACCUCCGCCUCAAAAACGAUUGACCAAUCCAAAUCAAUGUAACAUUGAUGUGUGAAACAUCUGUAAAUUUGUGUACUUCUGCUAAAUCUAUUGCAUCUGCAGAGAUUCUUCAACAUUCAUAUACAGUCAAAUUAUGAUCAACAAUUUCCAUAAUCUCUGGACCUUUGAGACGUCAGUACAAUGACUCAUCAGCUUAUGAUUUAUAUAAACUCACAUUGAGAUAAAUAUUAUCAGUGCCU
This is a messenger RNA of Arabidopsis arenosa, 1499 nucleotides long. The record is from the annotation of a GenBank genome assembly. Lineage: Eukaryota; Viridiplantae; Streptophyta; Magnoliopsida; Brassicales; Brassicaceae.